Molecule: messenger RNA, 734 nt
Organism: Manihot esculenta (cassava)
Lineage: Eukaryota; Viridiplantae; Streptophyta; Magnoliopsida; Malpighiales; Euphorbiaceae
Exons: 2
Coding region: 42-734 (230 amino acids)
Source: RefSeq, a predicted model, not a curated record
UUCUCUGGCAGUAGAUGAAACAACACAGAAAAUUAUAGAACAUGUAUUUCCACAAGGAGUACCUUGAUUUGAUCUUAGUCCCUGGUGGGUUUCUGAUCAUAUUUUCCUAUCAUAUUUUCCUUCUUUCCAAACACCUCAAUGAUUCUGACUCUACAUUCAUUGGCCUAGAAAACAAAGACAAGAAACAAUGGGUUCAAACAAUUGUGGGUGUUGAAGCAGCCUGUGAUAGAGCUGUAAAUGUGAUCUCAAGCAACACAGCAGCAGCAACUUACUUAGCCGCAAUCUCUCUAACUCUCUGCUCUCUUAUUGGAACAUGGCUUGGGAGGAGUUCAGCCAAUGAUAUGUUUCAAAGCAUAAGCAUUUAUGGUGAUACAAGUUCACUCACCAUUUUUAUCAAGGACAUAAGCCUUCUAGGUUGUCUGCUUGUUGCUUUUUCAUGCUUUGUUCAGGCUGCAAGGCAUCUAGUUCAUGCAAACUAUCUCAUGAGUUCACUAGACAAGAAAAAUCAUGUGAAGAAGUUGCAGUUUGCUGUAAUAAAAGGAGCUGAUUUUUGGUUGUUUGGGAUUAGAGCUCUUUAUUUUGCUCUUAUUAUGGUCAUUUGGUUUUUUGGUCCAAUACCCAUGUUUGUUUCCUCUAUUCUCAUGGUUAUAAUCCUCUAUUACCAUGAUAUUUACACUGUUACAUUGCAUAAUGUCUAUGUGGAGCAAGAAACUCAAAAGAAUAUAUUAAUUUAG